CGUACUUGCAACAUUUCGUUUUGCAACUAAGUUUCAAAAUUGGAUAAGUCAAGCAGAUCUUAAUCAAUUCAUGAUUUGUCUGAUGGUAUAUGAAAUACAACUCCAUAGUAAUUAUUCAGAUUCGUUUUAACUGAUAUACAAAGAUGAAAGGUUUGAUGAUAAUUUUUGCAUGGCUCGCUGCCAUAUCAGCAGAUGAGCUUUGUACCAAAGAUGCUGUUGUAAGAUUCUCCAGGGAGCUGUCUAAAAUGAAAGAAGAGAUUAUCAGUGCUUGUAAAGGUGAAGACAUGAUUACAGACUGCAAUGAUGUUCCAUUUUACACUGGAGUAAAAACCAUCAAAACUGAAGAAGGAAGAAUCUUUAGUGUUUAUUGCGAGCAGGGGUGGACUUACAUAUUCAAGCGUUUUGAUGGGAGUGUUAAUUUUUAUCUCCCAUGGGCUGAUUAUAAAAAAGGCUUUGGGAAAACAAAUUGUGAGCACUUCAUCGGUCUUGAUAACCUCGCAAGUUUGGUGAAACAAAGAGGAUAUAAAGCUCGAAUUGAUUUGGCAACAUGGCCUGAGACAAAUACAAAUCCAUCCAAAGGAUAUGCUGAAUAUACAACUUUCAAAGUAGCUAAUGAAAGUGAUAAAUACCGCCUUACAAUUGGGGGAUAUAGCGGAACUGUACAAGAUAGCAUGGCAUGGCAAAAUAACAUGAGGUUUACGACUUAUGAUCAAGAUAAUGAUAUAUGGGGACCUGGCAACUGUGGGACCCGAUAUAAAGGUGCCUGGUGGGACAGUAAAUGUCAUAAUUCAAACCUGUUUGGUGACUACAACUUUAAACCACAGUGUACCUUUGCACAAUGUAUAACUUGGAAAAACUGGCCUCAAAGUCUGGUUCCAGGAAAGGAUAAUUAUUAUUAUUCCUUCAAAGAAGCAUCUAUGAAGAUAUGUCAUAAACACUAGACUUUUCCUAUGUCUUCAGCGAG
Messenger RNA from Owenia fusiformis, 964 nucleotides. The record is from the annotation of a GenBank genome assembly. NCBI's taxonomy places the organism in Eukaryota, Metazoa, Annelida, Polychaeta, Sabellida, Oweniidae.